Messenger RNA from Clarias gariepinus (North African catfish), 4683 nucleotides. It is a transcript of the gene brip1, whose product is annotated as BRCA1 interacting helicase 1. The record is from RefSeq and is a predicted model, not a curated record. Gene Ontology annotation, cellular component: nucleus. The transcript has 21 exons. Gene Ontology annotation, biological process: double-strand break repair involved in meiotic recombination; nucleotide-excision repair. Lineage: Eukaryota; Metazoa; Chordata; Actinopteri; Siluriformes; Clariidae. Bases 460 to 4284 code for a protein of 1274 amino acids. Gene Ontology annotation, molecular function: DNA binding; ATP binding; DNA helicase activity.
ACCAUGGUAACGCACAGAGGAAUUGACGUCAGCCCUGGUGACUUCGCAGGGUUUUCCGAAUGGUGGAGUUUUGUCGAGGGAAGUUCCUUUCAUCGAGAUUCCCUGUAAACUGAGCAGGGAGUAGGGAGCACCCUGUAAAGGACACUUCGGAAUGAAACGCAGCCAUUGCUAGGCGACCGGAAGUUCGGCUGUGUACGUUGCGUGGCGGGAAUUUCAUUUUCACUUUGGAUUAGUUUACAGAAUGCGGUGAGGUCGCUUUAUGAGCGGUUUGAGUGAACACAUGCUCGGUGUAAAGUAGACACAAAGGUACACAUUGGAUGAGGUGCCAAUCCAUCGCAUGGCACACGCAGACACACACGCACUCAAAAACUACAGGCAAUUUGGGAACGCCGGUUAGCCUAAUCUGCAUGUCUUUGGACUGUGCAAGGAAACUGGAAACCAACCAAGUACGGAGAGAACAUGAAAAGUCAAUGCACACAGACCCAAAGGUGGGAAUCGUACCUGGAGCCUGGAGGUGCAAGGCGACUUGUCCCAGACCAGCUACGCACUCAUACAGUCAGCAUGGCAGCGGAUACGGUAGAGUACACCAUAGGAGGUGUGAAGAUAAACUUCCCCUGCAAAGCAUAUCCCUCUCAACUUGCCAUGAUGAAUUCUAUUGUCCGUGGCCUAAACCAUGGGGAGCACUGUUUACUGGAAAGCCCUACUGGCAGUGGAAAGAGCCUUGCACUUCUCUGCUCGGCCUUGGCAUGGCAACAAGCGCAGUAUGCUAAAUCCAACCAAGAGGGAGAAAGCUCUUCAUGUGAUGUAAAAAAGCCGUAUGUUACUACUCCAUGUCAGUGUGUAUGCCACAGUAGAGCUCGUUGCUCAUCCACUUCCUUCAGUACUACAGCAUCCAAACCAGUUGUGAUUGACCUUACUGGAGGAGACUCUACUGUACAAGUUGUCCCACAUCCGAAAGCAGCUGAAGGAACUCAAACCAAGGAAUCUACUCUGUCAUCCAGGCUUUCUGAGAAAUUUCAGGCUUCACUCACUAAACAGGUGGAAUCAAGUGAUGAAGACUUUAAGCCUGAUAGGAAGCGUAUUCGGGCACCUGCUGCUGAUCAGAAGCAAAGCAGGAAGCGAAGAUGUCUGGAAAAAGGUGUGAUCUUUGAAGAUGAGGAGGAGGAACUGGACAGGGCUGGUCCUGGGACGCAAAGCUGCACUGUGGAGUUGAGCAGUCAAGCCAAAGCUGAAGGCAGCCAUCUACCUGCUGAAUCCUGUUCUCCUCUACCUUGUUCCCUGUGUGCUUGUGCAAGCCUCGCCGAAGGGCAGAGGGCAGCUGAAAAAGUCAAGGACAAAGACAAGGAAGGCAAUGUGAAGAAGGCUGUUCCCAAAAUUUUCUUCGGCACACGCACGCAUAAACAGAUUAAACAAAUUGCACAUGAGCUGAAGCGGACCCUGUACUCCACUGUGCCUAUGACCAUUCUUUCUAGCCGAGACCAUACUUGUGUCCACCCUGAAGUGGUACCCCACGCCAACCGUAAUGAACGCUGCAAGGAGCUGCUGGAGGCCAAGAAUGGGCAGAUAUGCCGAUUUUAUCACAAUGUGCAUAAAAUGCGAGAGCAGAGGACUUUGCAGUGGGUCCAUGGACUGCACCAGGCAUGGGACAUAGAAGAACUGGUCAGUUUGGGCAGUAAGCUACGCUCCUGUGCCUACUAUGCAGCUCGGGAGCUCAUGCAGGAUGCUUGCAUUGUUUUUUGCCCGUACAACUAUUUGCUAGACCCUCUUAUCCGGGAGAGUAUGGACAUCAAUCUAAAGGGGCAGAUUGUGGUGCUGGAUGAGGCACAUAACAUUGAGGAUUGUGCUCGUGAGUCUGCCAGUUUCACCCUUAACCAGGCUCAGCUUCGUGAGGCCCGAGACGAUCUUGAGGCCAUGGUGACAUAUAACAUUCGCCGGAAUCAACAUGAGCCUCUUUUGGCCUUUUGCUGCAGCUUGCUCAACUGGAUACAAGAAAGCUCCAGUACUUUGCAAGACAGGGAUUAUGAGACUGCCUGUAAGGUGUGGACUGGACAGGAAGUUUUGGACAUCUUCCAUGGUCUUGGCAUAACGGCUAAUACAUUUCCUGUGCUUCAGAAGCAUCUUGAGGCAGUGCUAGAGAAGGAUGAGCGUGUUGAGCUUGUGAAUGGAAAUGAGCAAACAAUACAGGUUCCGACCAUCAGCUCCAAGACUCAGACUGUGCUCAAGAGCCUUUUCAUGGUGUUGGGAUUCCUGUUUCGACAAAACUGCAGGUUUGCAGAUGACUACCGUGUUGCUCUGCAGCAGAGUUAUGUUUGGACUACCCAGGAGGAUGUACCUGAUGCCCAGGGCUUUUUUACCAGACCACGCCGCCGCCGACAGACUGCCCGCACGAAAACCCUUGUGUACACACUCAGCUUUUGGUGCCUUAACCCUGCUGUGGCAUUCUCUGAACUGGGCUCAGUAGUACACAGUAUAGUGCUCACUUCUGGUACCCUCUCACCCAUGGGGUCCUUCUCCUCUGAGCUGGGUCUCAAAUUCUCCAUCCAGUUGGAGGCCAGCCAUGUCAUCAGCAAAUCUCAGGUAUGGGUUGGCACCAUCGGAGAAGGUCCGCAGGGCCGUAGGCUUUGUGCCACAUUCCAGCAUACCGAGACCUUCACCUUCCAGGAUGAGGUGGGUGCACUGCUGCUGAAAGUGUGCCAGUCAGUAAGCCAAGGAGUGCUCUGCUUCCUGCCGUCCUAUAAGAUGCUGGACAAGUUAAGAGAUCGCUGGAUGAACACUGGGUUGUGGGAGAAGCUAGAAAAGCGGAAAACAGUGAUUGCAGAGCCACGUGGAGGGGCCAAGAGUGACUUUGAUGAGCUGCUACAAACGUACUAUAACGCCAUUAGACAAAGUGGAGCCCGAGAUGGGGCACUUCUGAUUGCCGUUUGCAGAGGGAAAGUAAGUGAGGGACUGGAUUUCACUGAUGACAAUGCCAGAGCAGUAGUCACUAUUGGCAUUCCUUUCCCCAAUAUCAAAGACCUGCAGGUUGAACUGAAGAUGAAAUACAACGACCAGCACUGUAAAUCCAGAGGCCUUCUUCCUGGAGGCCGAUGGUAUGAGAUCCAGGCAUACCGGGCCCUAAAUCAAGCUUUGGGAAGGUGUAUUCGCCAUAGAAAUGACUGGGGUGCACUUAUUUUAGUGGAUGACCGUUUUAGAGCCAACCCCAACAAGUAUAUUACAGGCCUGUCCAAGUGGGUUCGUCAGCUGGUGAAGCAUCACGACAGCUUUAGUAGCGCCAUGCAGUCUUUGGUGUCUUUCUCCCAGAGCCAACAGGGAGAGGUAGAAAGCCACACUGAGGAGCUUGCUCAGACUAAUCCAGAGUCUCCCGGAAGUCAGUCAUCUGCUCUACAUUCCCCUCCCGAGCUUCCAAAACUACAACAGUGUCCGAGCUCUGAGAGUCAAAUUACUAUUACUUCUGUCACUCACCCCUCAGAAGCAGGUGACCAGAAGCCUUCUCAGCAUCAAUCAGAAUCACUAAUUCUUCAGUGUAAUGUGCCUAAAAUUAUCCCAAAUCCACAAACUAGACACACCCUGUAUACCUCCACGCCAGUCAGUUCUCGAUUCAGGACACCCAUCUUCCAGUCUAAAGACUCAAAGAGGGACCUGGACCAGUGUGUAAAUUCUGCAGCUAUUAAUAAGAACACAGUUCCCGCACCUGAUCAGGUAGUGAAAGUUCAGCCUGGUGUUGUUCCUGAAAACGCAUUUGAUGAAACGUCACCUGAUCCACCUCUUCAGCCACCAGCUCUGUCUCCUGUUAAUGUACCCACAUACUGUAAUUCUAAUCAGGACAUGAGUGUAGCAGGACCUGAUGAUGGUGAAGAGCAGGACCAGAGUAUCUUUUAUACCCCAGAGCUGUUUGAAGGAGAUGAUGAGGAGCCACCUGCGGGAACUAUAGAGGAAGCUGAGGAAUCAGUUACAGCAGCUACAGAGGAAACUUCUCUUCAGAUGGAUGAGCUUCCUUCCCUCAUCGAACAGACAAAUGAGAGACAAUCUGAGGGGUUGAUCAUGUCCAAGAAGGACCAAAUGAACAACAUUUCUGGCUUUAGUGAUGUUAAAGGAGCUGCUGUUUUUCCUAAAAGAGACUGUGGUGGGUCUGAGAACAUAGAAGAUCAGUCAGGGACAAGCAGCAGUAUUUGCAGUGAGGAAGGGGUUACACAGCAAGCGCACAUUAGCAGCAGCAGCAAAUUACGUAGGCUGUCCAGGUCUAGGCGGAAAACAUCAGGCAGAGAAACAGGUAAAUUCAUCUAGAUUCAGAUUUAGGGGAGCUUGUUGCAGUCAAUGACUGAAAAACAUUCUAAAUUAAAAAUUAUAAAUAACUAUAAAGCUGUAUCGACGAAAAUAAAUAUAUAUUUCAGUUAUAAUUGACAUUGGUAUUUGAGGGUGAGGGUGGGUUUGAGGGGUGAAUCUACAGUGUCUGAGAAUGGAACAAAGAUAAGCUGAGAGGGUUCUUACAUAGUUUAUUUUUCAUAGGUGACACUUUUACACUGAUGUUACAAGCCAGCGAAAUUUAGACUGUCCUUUGAAUAAAAAUAAGGUAAAUUUUGUAUAGCUAGCGAGGAACGCAAUCAAGGACGAUAAAUAACCACAGAAAAAAAAAUGAUGUACUGAAUAUUAAUAUACAAUAAAAUUUCAAUUGUGUUCCCUUUC